Molecule: messenger RNA, 587 nt
Organism: Paramecium pentaurelia
Lineage: Eukaryota; Ciliophora; Oligohymenophorea; Peniculida; Parameciidae
Source: the annotation of a GenBank genome assembly
AUGGAUAUGAAAGGACCUCAAGAUAUGUAAUAAUAAAAUAGUACUAAAAUUAAUAUUGGUUUUUGGAAUUAUAAAGGCUUAUCUCAAAAUAAAAUAGAACUUGAAUAAUAAGGAAUUUAUGAUAUAAUUAAUUCUGAUAAAUUGAAUUUCUAAGUUAUUCAAGUAAAAAUGAUUGGAUAUUAAAUAGAUAUAAAUAUUCAUGAUAUUUGUCUUAAGAAAUAAAAAAUGAAGAUUGUAUAUAAUUUUAUUAACUAAGCAUAUAAAUAAAUAUAUUUAAGAAAUAAUAAAAGUAUUUUAGAUAAAUGAACAAUUAGAUCUGAAAUAUUAGCAUACUAUUUUAAUGAAUCAUCAUUAAAUCAGCAAUUUGAAUGACUUGAUUGUUAUUGAUGACAAUAUAUAAUAACAACAAAAUGUGUAUACACCUGAUCCUAUUGAACAAAUGUCUUCAAUUUCAAAUUUUAUGAUUUUUUAGUUGAAACUAUUUAAGUAUUGAUAAAUCUAUUAUUUAAAGGGCUAAAAAUAACAUGAGGAUUUUUAAAAGGAAUUGCAUAUAACAGUUUUAGCACAAAAUGAUUUGCAAACUCUGA